AUGUUUCAUGCCAUUCUAGACGACGAAAAAGCCGCCAGUAAGCUGAUGGCGGAUUCUCGUCGUAUUGAUGGUGCUGUAAUCAACGCCAAAUCGCAUAAAUCCAGAGAUGGUCCGACCUUUCUCUCAGCAGCACUCCAGCGCCGCCGCGGCCAGUAUCGGGGAAUGGACAUUUUGCAGAAGAACGCUGACGAGCGACUAGUUACCUACGACGUGGAAGAAUAUGUCGCUGGCCGAUUGGAGCGCGAAGUGACUGUUGAUGACGAGGGAUUCACCCUGGUCACACAAGGGCCGGAAGCCGUAAAGGCGGGUGCAUCACGGCGUCCGGCGAAACGCUCUAAGAAAAUAUCUACCACAACUGUCGAGUUUUAUCGUUAUCCAAACAAGGAAAAAAUGAUGUACGUUGCGGCUGGCGAUAUAGCUGAGGCAGCAGAUAACGUUUCAUAA
Molecule: messenger RNA, 444 nt
Organism: Babesia bigemina
Lineage: Eukaryota; Apicomplexa; Aconoidasida; Piroplasmida; Babesiidae
Exons: 1
Coding region: 1-444 (147 amino acids)
Source: RefSeq, a predicted model, not a curated record